AUGGCAGCGUUCGCCCCGGCCCACCGAGCUUCGAAGGGGCCGGCCGCCGCUCACUCUCCCCUCUUCCUCGGGCAGUGCGUCACCACCUUGGAGGGACACGAGAACGAGGUGAAGUCGGUGGCCUGGGCGCCCUCCGGUAACCUCCUGGCCACGUGCAGCCGCGACAAGAGCGUGUGGGUGUGGGAAGUGGACGAAGAGGAGGAGUACGAGUGCGUGAGCGUCCUCAACUCCCACACGCAGGACGUCAAGCACGUGGUGUGGCACCCAAACCAGGAGCUGUUGGCCUCGGCCAGCUACGACGACACGGUGAAGCUCUACCACGAAGAGGAGGACGAAUGGGUGUGCUGCGCCACGCUGGAGGGCCACGAAUCCACCGUGUGGAGCGUGGCUUUCGACCGGAGCGAGGCGGCUGGAGGUGAAAGACUGGUGCCGUUAAUGGAUUUGGCACACGGUCCAAGCGUUUACGUUGAUGUCAACUUGCAUUUCAUGAGCUUGCUUAUACUGGAGACCCUGCGGUGCCCACAGCACCUGGUUAUUCUCUCUUGCCUCCCAGGGGUGGCCUGCAGCGGUGCUGACCCCACCUGGAAGUGUAUUUGCAACCUCUCGGGCUUCCACACAAGGACCAUCUACGACGUGGCAUGGUGCCACCUGACCGGAGCGUUGGGGACGGCUUGCGGCGACGACGCCAUCCGGGUGUUCGAGGAGAGCUCGCCCACGGCCUCGCAGCAGCCCACUUUCAGCCUCGCCGCUCACGUGCCCCGGGCGCACUCGCAGGACGUCAACUGCGUGGCCUGGAACCCCAGGGAGCCGGGCUUGCUGGCCUCCUGCAGCGACGAC
Molecule: messenger RNA, 837 nt
Organism: Struthio camelus australis
Lineage: Eukaryota; Metazoa; Chordata; Aves; Struthioniformes; Struthionidae
Source: RefSeq, a predicted model, not a curated record